AUGGAGACCGCCAAAACGCCGAACAAGAUUCAGCCGCGCCUCGCCACCUGCAACACCCGCUUCGGUGCCGACUACACCAGCACCCAACCAAAACGAGGCUUCUCCGUCUUUGACGGCGUGUCGGAGCCGCCGCCCACCACCACGCCCCUGCCGCCGUCGACGACCCCGUGCAGCACGACGAUGCCAGUGCAGGGCGUCGCAGGCGCGGGCGCUGGCGUCUUCCAGCCCGCGGCCGCGCAGGUGCCCGCGGCGGCGCCCGCCGGCGGCAACGGCCCCUGGGUGCAGGUGACCCAGGGCGGCCAGACCUAUUUCUACAACCCGCAGACCGGCGUCACCGCCUGGACCAUCCCCGGCAGGACCGUAGCCCAGCCGCGGCGCCGGCCGCGGUCGGUGGUCGCCUGCCGGCGGAGUGGCCAGCGCAGACGCACGGCACGCCCUGCUGGAGCGGCCGCGGCAAAAUCCCAGAGGCGCACCCUCGGGCAGUGGUCGGGCGUUGCGCCAUGGGGGGCAACGCCCACGGCAGCCAGUAGCUAG
Prorocentrum cordatum is the source of this 534-nucleotide messenger RNA. The record is from the annotation of a GenBank genome assembly. NCBI's taxonomy places the organism in Eukaryota, Dinophyceae, Prorocentrales, Prorocentraceae.